CAGCAUUUUACGCGCUCUACCACUAUUCGAUCACGCUCGCGUCCUGGUCCCCCGACCACGCGCCAGAUGUCCGACCACUUCAAUCUCGCGCCCCCACUUGUUCCUGCUGGCAAGUCUGGGGAUCUUCUCGCGAGCAAUCAGGCCUUGGCGUCGACUUUCUCGCCAUUAGACAACUCAUUCGCCGUCUUCCUAACCAAUGCUCCCGCGAAGCUACCAGAAAAGCGGCCCCCUGACGAAGAACAGCCUGUCUACUUUGGGGGUCUAGAUGAGAUACCAUCUGCCGAGCGAAGAAUGUUCGUCACGGACUCGUCGGUCAUCUUCAGUCAAUUUCAACAAUUGCUUCAAACAGCUCGUGCCCACGGUUCGGGAUGGAUGGACGAGGACGAGAAUUACGCAGCGGUGCGGCAGUUUGGUGUCGAAUACGUGGCCUUUAUCAAGGAUAGCUGGGUGCUUGCGUCGCAACCUGCCUUGCGACCCGAUGGUCCACUUCAGUUCUCACCCGAUCACUAUCGUAUCCUCUGCACCUGCUUUGCCAUAUUUGUGCUGGUAUAUAUGCCCGAACCAGGUGCAGAUGGUGCACCGGUUGGGGAAGAACUCAUGGAGUGGCUCAAUAUACAUUACAUUGAGCCUUCGACAGAAGAGGGUGAUCAUCUUAGCUCGCUGGGAUCCCCUUGGCAAGACGAAUCUUUCUGGCCGUAUCUCACCAGGGCGACUAUUCGGGGGCUGUCCAAAGCAUCCGAGUUUUUCUUCAAGAUUCUCUCCAAACAUCCAUCCGAAGAUUUACAAGAGCUGGCAGAGAGCAUGGCCAGUCUUGUUUCGACUCAACCCCGGAUUUCUAACUUUGACGUCGAGCGUGACUUUGCAUACGCUUUCCGCCGAUGGAGGGACAAAGUGAAGGCCGUGCGAGUCGAGAUGGAAAAGGUUCCCCAAUCUGAUCGAUCCGACGAGUACGAAAAUUGGUGGGACCGGUUGAGUGACAUCGUUGGUGUCCUGGAGGGUCGACCCGAAGUGGUUCAGCGGGUGUGCGAAGAACUCGGUGCUGACUGGAAAGAAGUCUGUGCAGCUUGGGGUGUCUUUGUUGACCCAAGGCUCCGGCGGCAGGACAUUCCUGAUGUUGUCGGACGAAUCCUCGAGGAUAUGCCGCCUGACCCGACCAAUCGAGAAGACAUGAUUCACGCUGCCUUCCUCGGGGGAAAACCUAUCCAAGCCCUUGAACACGCCUUCCACUUGGACCGAUGGUUGUCGGCUCAUCUCGCAGACAUCAUGAGUCCGCUCUCCAUCCUCGGUACCAUUACGGGAGAAGAACUCUCUCUCCGGGAUCAUUACAUACUGAGCUACGCAGAAUAUCUGCACGCCGACCCAGCUCUAUGGCGGAUAACCGUCGACUACAUGUACACCUGCCAACAUGUUGGAAAAGAACGCGCCGACCACGUGCUGGUCCGCGUUCCGCUGAGGUUGAACCAGCAAAAGGCGUCUGGUCUUACCGAUGGACUCAGUGAAGGCGAGAUACGCGACGGAAGUGUCGUUGGAGUCUUGAAAGAUGUUAAUCAAGCCUGCUUCGAACAUCGGAGAGAGUCUGCUCGUAGGACUAUUGCCGCACAGACGUUUGUCCGCGAAAAACACUACGGUCUGGCGGUCUCCUAUUCAUCUUCAGCUGAAGAUUGGCAAGGUCUUGGCCGUAUCGUCGACCGUGUUCUGGAUGAGUACAUCAUCAGCGGGCCGGCGAGCUUCGCCGGAUUCGCUUCAGACAUCGCACCGUCACUGCAGAGCCUAAGUGUCAAGGAUGGAUCAACGCAUGGGGUCUUCUUACAUCGCCUUGUGUUCGCUGUCCGUUACGCCAACUUCUUACAGCUGUGUAACCGACAGGAGCUUCAAAAUGCUGCGUCGGACAUCGUAGCCAUGUUUCGGGAUGAUGUUGCGCCCAAAUCCUGGUGGGCCGUGAUGCUGUACGAUUCGGUCGAGCUUUUGCGUUACGGCCCGACGCUUCUCUUCUCGACUUCUGGGGCUACGGCGUUACUAUGCAAAUUGGAGGAGAUUUUCACAAGGUCUGCGCAAGGCGCUGGCAGUGAUUAUCUGGAUAUGUUCGCUCGAACGAUCCGAGGGGCUGGCGACAAGGAGGCAUUGGACCGAUUGAAAACCGUCCGACUGGCUCUGGCCAAGUAUCUGGCAAGAUCUGCUGUACUUGGUGCUUGACUUUUCAUCCAUGUACCUCCAGCACGAAAAGUUCCCACCCAUUCAAUGGCAAACAGACUGUUGGGAAUGUAUUUGGAUUCUACUUUUGUCGAAAUCAAAUAGAGAACCACCCUCGGUGACGAUUACUGUUUAUUACUCUGCUUGAGAGGGUAGCAUGUGUCCUCCAGGGGCCAAUGCAUGAACGAUCAACAGAAAGCUCGAAUGGUGCACCCACGGAUCCCGGUAGUGCCAAGGAGUCGGUUCGGUGUCCAGUAUCUACUUAAGCCUUGUUCGUCAGUCAAGGGCUCACCCAUUCGACAUGUGCCGCAAAUAUCUCUACAUGACUGAGCACUCUUGCGCUCAUCAGCUGGCCCAAAGCCGUGUCCAAGCCGACUGCAAAAGCCCGCGAUGUGCCCUGAGCAAAUACCACGACCCGAAUCCCCAUGAUUGCCCGGGCACUUGCGCUCAGCAACUCCAGCCUCCUGUCAGAAUCGUCGUGGAACAUCGCGGGGGAAGCUGUGAUGAAUGUGCACUUCGCUAGCCGUAGCUUACAGUGCCUAUGCUAUGGUCUUUCUCUCGCGUUCACUUGAUGGCUAGCAGAGAUCUAGGGUGACGCAUUCACUGUCUGCUCCGGAGCUAGAGGCUCUCCGCCUGAUUCCAGCCUCGGUGGCAUUAACUCAAUCUUAGGCAAUCUGGGUCCCGGAUCAGCACUCGCAGAAUUUCCGGUGCUGAUCCGUUGCUUUGCGCGCCCACAUGACGUCAAAAUUUGUAAUCAGCUGUCAAUCCUUGUCCGGGAAAUGAGUUCCAGAAUCAUGUCGCAAAAUCGUGGCCGAUGCUGGUUGAGUCGUCGAACUUCAUUCCUGCCCCGUCGGCAUCAGCUCUUCACCUUGAGAGUUUACUGAUAAUAGCCCAUACUCGUGCCCACGUUUGGAACCUCUUGAUGUCUCUUUUCCGGCUUGCGGAUCAUCGAUUCGUCGACUCGCGCGUGCGGACACAAAUCGCAGAUAAAUGAGUGGGACGAGGAGAGCACUCCCAAACGUCGAUUCAGGAACGAAAACUCCCUGAACGUAGAGCACUAGAAUAUGCAAGCUUUCGUGACUUACCUCAAGGCUCCCGAUGCGAGCUUGGACUCUCUUCUUGGAUCUGGGUCUCACAGUCCCCGGGCCUGUGAAGGAGUCAGGACAGUGUUCUCAAGUCAUCCGAGAAGCUGGCACUACUCGGCUCAUUUCCCGACACAUCAGAUAAUGUAGGCGACACUCAUGGAGAAGUGUAUGGAUUGGGAGAAGAGGAAGCGAGGCACGGUGGGAAUAUGAUCAUGCAGUAAAACAGCCGAGUGACCUCGAUUUGAAUUGAAAAUUUAGAUUGUAAAUACAUCUUCCCUUGCGACCGCCAUUUCUCUCGGUACAUCAAACAUGGGGUUCUGCUACAACGAUGGAUGCCUCGAGGCGGCAGAGCAGAGGUGCUCGAACUGCAAAGAAGUGACAUAUUGCGGUGUCGCCUGCCAGAAGGAAGCAUGGUCUCAUCACAAAUAUGAAUGUGAGAUGAAGCGCAUCUGUCGGGAAGCACAGGAGGGAAAAGAAGACCAGUCCCCCGGGGGGAGACCGCCGACGACCCACUGCACCGGGUGCAAUAUAAGAUACGACGACGAGGGGGAUAUGCCUGACUCUGAAUGCCCCGACUGCGGAUAUUCUGCUUGCGAAAACUGUGCUGUCGAUCACAGUCAAGGAUCGUGCUGGUGCCAGAACUCGAAUUUUGGAAAUCUCUACUGCGAGAUGGAGCCAGCUUGGUAUCAUAUGAGCUCCCGCACUGGAAAAGCGUACCGCGGCGACAGACAUCCGUACUUCGACACCCGUGAUGCCGACGCGUUUGAAGACAAGGCCAGGAUAUGCGGAAACUGUGGCGAGGUGCAACGGUGUUUGAAAUGACCAAGAAAGGCUGUCUCGUUGAAUAAUAAAUUAUAGUCUUCGCAAAUGAGCUGCAUUUCACUGAUCGCGACUGUCAAUGGCCCCGACUGAUAGAGCAGUUAAGUGUCAUAAACCCAUUUGCGUAGCGGUCACACUGUGACACAGCUAGUACUUAACUCUGAUCUGACCUUCAACGCGCCGCUUAAUGGCGGACGACUCGUAUCCGUCAUCAGCAUGGGAGCACUCCGAUGGAAACGACCUACAAAGCGGGCCAAGCUCGCAUCAUCAUCCCGCUCAACUGAAUGAGUCUCGAGACUCAACAUCGCCCGUCACAAAUGGCUCUAUAUCCUUACCACGUUCGAGCAACGACUCGGCCGGCCGUUCGUGGCGAGAGAGCCCACCGACUACCGGCGACAAUCGCGCGCCCACAGAAACCGCCACGCUGGUCGACCCAACUUUUGACGAAAGCGUACUCAGAUCACUGUGCGAAUUGGACUGUGGUGUGCCUUUACUUCUGGACCGCAUCAAGCAGGGCAUGGUCUCAUGCCGGGAAGCAUCCGCGUUCUUGAAGAAGCGCGCCAACCUCGAAGAAGAUUACGGCAAGAACAUGCAGAAACUCGCUCGGUCAACUGCGGAUGCAUAUGCCACGAGCGAUGGGAAAGCAGGCUCUUUCGUGUCCUCUUGGCAGUCGGCUUUGAAGAUCCAUGAGACGAUAGGAGAGAAUCGUCUGCGGUUUGCCUCGAGGCUCAAUGAGAUGAGUGAGGAGCUGUCUACACUGGCAAAAGAAGUGGACAAAAAUCGUAAACAGACCAAGGAUCUGGCGACACGAUACGAACGAGCUCUACAAGAAUCAGAAGCACUAACGGACAAGCAUAGGACACGUCUCGAUUUCAUGUCCGAAGAGCUGGAACGCGUUCUGCUGCAGAAGGAAGGGGAAUCAGUGAAGGAUAAUUCCAUCCAGCCACGACAAGGCGGCGCCGGCGGGAAACGAGCGAUAGGCAAAGCGGUCGCCAAGGGUGGUCUGUUACUGAAGGGGAAGAAUCCGGGGAACAUUCAGAGGCAAGAAGACGACAUCCGUUCUCGAAUGUCAACUGCGUCGGAUGCAUACCGGAAAGCCGUGACCGACACACAAGCCAUGCGGCAAGAGUACUUCAAUUUUCAAUUGCCUCGAAUUCUUCGAGCUCUCAAGGAAUGUGUUGACGAGAUGGAUUUGGGAACGCAGUACCAUCUGACAAGAUAUGCCUUCCUGUUCGAGAGCACGGUUCUCAACGAUGGGACCACCCUUGUCCCAUCGAACGAAGACGCUUCUUCAGCUUCCGGGCUGAAGGCUACCCUGGAGCUGAUCGACAACCGAGGCGACUUCAGGUCAUACAUGCAGAAUUACGCAUACGCUCGCGGGCCUAUCACUCCCCGUGGACCGCGACGCGAAGGUCCCCCAGAAGAAGGAUUUCUUCCACCGUUGCCAACACACCAUUCUAAUGAGAAGCCUCAUGCCCCGCCCAACCUCAAUGGCAACGGCGCCAAUCCAGUGCAAGACCGGGGUCAACCAACAUUCGGUGUUGAUCUUGCGGAUCAGAUGAUGAGAGAUAAUGUGGAAGUGCCGCCCAUCAUGGAGAAAUGCUGUCAGGCCAUCGAGAAGUAUGGCAUCAAGUUGCAGGGAAUCUACAGACUAAGCGGCACAGUCUCGAAAGUGGCUAACCUGCGCCAACGUUUGGACAAAGAUCUUGAAUCUGUGGAUCUGGAUCAUAACGAAUGGUCUUCAGACAUCAACAAUGUGGCCAGUGUGAUGAAGAUGUGGCUGAGAGAAUUGCCGGACCCGCUCUUGACAUUUGAAUUGCAACAAGGUUUCAUUGAUGCCGCUAAAAUCGAGAAUGAAAGGCUGCGGCAUAUUCGACUGCAUGAGCGAGUCAAUGACUUGCCAGACGCCAAUUAUGCCACACUCAAGUAUUUUAUGGGCCAUCUCCAUCGCAUCAACCAACACGCGCAGGAGAAUUCGAUGUCUGUGCAGAAUCUGGCCAUCGUCUUCGGGCCGACCCUAUUUGGUCAACUCAAGCCCGGUGCUGCCAACAAUUCCGAAGGUGGGAUGGCGGAUGCUAGCUCGCAGAAUCUUGCGAUUGAAACCAUUCUUAUGCACUACCGGGACAUUUUUGUAGAUGAAAGCGAUGGAUAGAAUAGUUCUGGUAACUGUCAUGGACGUUUCGCUAUUUAUUCGAGCAUCUGUACGGCACUGUUACAUUAGCGCACGCAACCUGGAAUAUCAGAGGCCGAGGCGGCCAGUACCCAUGACGCAUGCCCAUCGUACGACCAUGAAGAGCCCGACGGGAAGAGAAUUCGUCUCAGCGUGGGACAAACACGGCACCACUCUGCGCAGAGAGCAGCCUCAGAAGCCGUGUUGGCCUGUCUCGUGGCUUCGGUCUGAGCGGGAGCCACGAGUUCGGUCGGUGACAGGUCAAAUAGAACUAAAUGACUGUAUUUGCUCAGGACUGCCGAUAGCCCGGUGAGAAGCGUCUAUUCCUUUGCAAGGUGUGGUGAGACACCUGGAGAACGG
Mycena citricolor is the source of this 6624-nucleotide messenger RNA. Lineage: Eukaryota; Fungi; Basidiomycota; Agaricomycetes; Agaricales; Mycenaceae. The record is from the annotation of a GenBank genome assembly.